Uloborus diversus is the source of this 2309-nucleotide messenger RNA. RefSeq lists its product as uncharacterized. The coding region runs from base 97 to 2232 and encodes 711 amino acids. The transcript has 2 exons. The record is from RefSeq and is a predicted model, not a curated record. Lineage: Eukaryota; Metazoa; Arthropoda; Arachnida; Araneae; Uloboridae.
AUGAAUGCCCUUAAUUGAGCAGAUAUAGGUCAAUAGUUUCAUAUAAAUAGGCAUUUAGAAAUUAGAACUAUCACUUGUUUUUGACCACCUGUGAAGAUGAAUACCUUCAUAGCAACGCUUUUCAUUUUGACCUUAUGCGUGGCGGUGACUCUUGCUGGGGAUCAUUCUGAAGGAAAAAGUAAAGAUUCUUCAGAGAAACAUGGUCCGAUGAGGUCAAAAUCACAUGAAGAUGAUAGGAAAGAUGAUCAUGGAAAGAAAGAAAUGAAAAGGACGAGACGAGAAAGUAUGAAGAAAUACGGUGGUAAAUACGAUGAUGAUGAUGAUGAUUACGAUGAACGUAGCCCCAAACGAAGUUACGGAGAUUGGGAGACAAGACGAUAUGACGAUGACCAAGAUGAUAAAUAUAAAGACAGUCCUCGACCAAGGUAUGAAGAUGAACGCAGACGAGGACAAGGCGAUGAUGACGAUGACAGGCGUGAUGGUGGACGCAAACGAGGACGAGAAGAUGAUGACGAUGACAGGCGUGAUAGCUGGCGCGAACGAGGACGAGAUGAGGAUGGCGGCAGCAGACGAGGACGAAACGACGAUGGCGAGGACAAGCGCGAUGGUGGUCGCAGACGAGAACAAGAAUAUGGCGAUGACAGACGUGAUGGGGGUCGAAGGCGAGGACGAAGUAACGAUAGCGAGGACAAGCGGGAUGGUGGGCGCAGACAAGGACGAGACGACGAAGGCGAGGACAGACAUGGUGGUGGAAGUAGACGAGAAAGAGAAGAAUAUGGCGAUGACAGACGCGAUGGAGGCCGCAGGCGAGGACGAAACGAUGAUAGUGAGGACAAGCGAGAUGGUGGGCGCAAACAAGGACGAGACGACGAAGGGGAGGAUAGACGUAAUGGCGGUCGCAGACGAGGAAGAGAUGAUGCUUAUGAUGGCGAGGAAAAGCGGGAUGGUGGCCGCAGACGAGUACGAGAUGAUGAUGGCGAUAAGAGACGUGAUGGCGGAAGUAGACGAGGACGUAAAAAUGAUGGUGAUGACAAGCGCGAUAGUGGGCGCAGACGAGGACGAGAUGACGAUGACAAGCAAGAAGGUGGGAGCAGAAGAGUUCGAGAUGAUGAUGGCAAUAGCAGGCGAGAUGGUGGACGCAGAAGAGAACAAGACGAUAAUGACUAUUAUGGACCCGAAUCUGGACGCAGGAGAAGUUAUGGAAGCUGGUACGGAAGGGAGCAAGAUUAUGAGCGUAACGAAGGUGGUCGCAGAAGAAAUGCGGAAAACCGAAGUGGAUUUAGUGAUUCAUUCGAUAGGUGGUAUAGAGCUGGUUUUAGAGAUGAAUAUGAAGGACGAUUUGGCAGGGACUACAGAGAAAGGUACAAAGGUGGAUUCGAUGACAUGGACGAGAUGAAAUCUUUUGAAAGGCGUCGCAAUUGGAGAAAAGAGGCAGAAGAUGAUGCAAAAAAUCAAUCCAAACAAACCGAAGCAACUGCAUCCAGUGAAGCAAGAGCAAAUGCAGCGAGUCAAACAAGAGGAAAUUCAGCUAGUGAAGCAGGAACAAACUCAAAUGCAUCCAGCAACGCAGGGAUUAAUCCUAGCAACACAGGAGCAAACGCAAAUGCAACUAGCAACACAAGAGCAAACGCAAAUGCAGGCAACAACGCAGGAACAAAUACGUUAAACAAUGCCGGUACAGACGCAAAUGCUGCCAAUAACGCAGGAACAAAUACAAAUGUAGCCAACAAUACAGGACAAAAUGCCGCUAAUAACGCAGGUGCAAAUACAGCCAAUAACGAGGGGGCAAAUGCAGCCAACAACGCAGGAGCAAAUGCAGCCAACAACGCAGGAGCAAAUGCAGCCAGCAACGCAGGAGCAAAUGCAGCCAACAACGCAGGAGCAAAUGCAGCCAGCAACGCAGGAGCAAAUGCAGCCAGCAACGCAGGAGCGAAUGCAGCCAACAACGUAGGAGCGAAUGCAGCCAACAACGCAGGAGCAAAUGCAGCCAACAACGCAGGAGCAAAUGCAGCUAAUACCGCAGGAGCAAAUGUAGCCAACAACGCAGGAGCAAGCGCAGGCAGUGUUGCAGAUGCUGGAGCAGCUAGUAACUUCGAAGGAGGGUUUGGCACAGGUUUCGGAACAGGAUUCGCAGCAGGUUUCGGAAACGCAAAUGCAGGAGGAGCAAACAAUGCAGGAGUAGGAGCAGCACCUGCAAAUACCGGCGGAAUGUUCUUCCCACAGGCAGCUUAGCGCUCCAUGAUCAUAGUCAUACAACAUACUCAUUUUUUUAUAUUAUGAUACAAAUAAAUCACUUUUAUAGAAAAAAA